Molecule: messenger RNA, 2061 nt
Organism: Haplochromis burtoni (Burton's mouthbrooder)
Lineage: Eukaryota; Metazoa; Chordata; Actinopteri; Cichliformes; Cichlidae
Exons: 6
Coding region: 233-1102 (289 amino acids)
Molecular function (GO): oxidoreductase activity
Source: RefSeq, a predicted model, not a curated record
GACCCAACUGUCACGUGACUGUCAGCUGACCACAUAUGGUAGCUAGUAGUAGGAAACUGUGCUCAGGCUGGAAGUUACCUUUGCUUUAUAACUUGUUAGUAAUUUCUUUGAGAGGACACUGCCAGUGUAUGCACCGCCUUUCCUAAAGAAGUCACUUGAGGUGAAAAAAAGAGCUUGGCAAACCAGUUAUUCCUAACAGGGUGCAAAGUAAAGAAGGGCCUUGCAGUCCAGGAUGUCGUCCACCACCACCUCCUCUGUUACCCUGAAUACUGGGGUUCAAAUGCCCCUCCUGGGGUUGGGGACUUACAAGUUGCACGGCUCUGAAGAAGUGUAUCGGGCCGUGGAUGCCGCCUUGGCUGCGGGUUACCGGGCCUUUGAUAGUGCAGCCGUCUACCGGAAUGAAGCCGACCUGGGCCGAUCUCUGAGGGAGCUCCUGCCCAAGCACGGCUUGACCAGACAGGAUGUGUUCAUAACCAGUAAGCUGGGCCCUAAGGAUCAGGGUGAGCGGGCUAUGGAAGGUGCCCUUCACAGCCUGUCUCAGCUGGACUUGGGUUACAUUGACCUCUAUUUGAUUCACUGGCCUGGCACGCAGGGUCUAGCAGUGGCUGAUCAGAGCAACCCAGGAAACAGAGCUCAGAGUUGGGCCACGCUGGAGGAGCUGCAUGGCCAGGGGAAGCUGAAGGCCAUUGGAGUGUCCAACUAUACAGUGGCUCACAUGAGAGAACUAAUGCAGAGCUGCAAAGUCCCCCCUGCAGUUCUACAGGUAGAGUUUCACCCACAUCUGUGCCAAGCAGAGCUGAAGAGUGUUUGUGAGGAGUAUGGAGUCUGUUUCCAAGCAUAUUCCUCCUUAGGCCAAGGAGAUCUGGUUACUGACCCUGUGGUCCUGGAGGUGGCAAAGCAGUGCCAACGCACCCCCGCACAAGUGCUGCUGCGGUGGGCGGUGCAGCAGGGUGUCGCCGUGCUCCCAAAGUCAUCAAACGCAGACCGAAUACAGGAGAAUGCCAGACUUUUUGACUUUACACUGAGCGACGCAGACAUGGACAGACUGUCAGCUUUGGACUGUGGACAGAAGUACUGCUGGGAUCCGUCAGGGGUCGCCUGAAACACCAGCUUGUGUCCUCCAUGAUGCCUUUUUGUCUUCAGUUUUACAGUGGUAGUUUUUUUUUUGGGGGGGGGGGGGGGGUGUUUUUUUUUUUUUUUUUUUUAAGCUGUUACAAGUUUUGUGUCAACACUUUGUUAAUUUCAAGACAAAAAUACAGCAUAUUGUGGUAUGAACUCUAAAUCUAUGGAACGUCACCCAUCACAUGACUUUAUUGUCAACCAUAAGCCAUGUCUUAGUGAGAACCUUUCCCUUUGUUAUUGGAUAACAAAAACUUUUACAUAUCUGUCAGUUUAACUGUUGCUCCUUAUUCUUCAUAAUCUCUUGCCUUUCCUUUGCCUAAUAUCUUUGACUAACCAGAAAUCUCCAUUGAACAUAACUCAAAGGUCUUCUAAACCUGUGUAAAGACAAUUAAAAGAACAAAAUACCUUUUAAAAGCUCUCUUAAAAUUAUUUAUUUAGACCAGAGUUUUCACAGUUGUAGAGAAAAUACAUUUACAAGUCAUUAAAACUGAAAAAGAAACCAAAAUAAGAAAAAAAGUAAUAUUAAAUUUUUAUUUUCUCCACACACACAUCUCCAGAUUCAAGUAAUACUAAGGAUGGUUGCAAAAAAUCCAGGUGCCCAGGCAGGUUUGGGGUGUGUUCACUGUCACGGAUGUUUAAAGUCAAAAAGAGUUGCCAAACUCCACAUCAGCCAUUUUAUAGUGUACGCGUGUGUCACUUAAAAAUCUCAUGACAGUAAAUGCACCGGGACAUUUUUGUGCUUUCUGUUUUUCCUCUGAGUGUAACUUGUGAAAGCGAGCAGUGAAGUUUAAGGCUGUAAUUGGGUAAACAGACGAGGCUGGCUAUGCGGCGUCACAGGUCACAGCAUGUUCAAGGCAGUUCUUUGCAACAUUAAAUUCAUUUAAAUUCCAUCUGAUCUUUAUUUUCAGCAGAGUAAAGCUUUAUAAUCUGACCCAGAGU